Molecule: messenger RNA, 540 nt
Organism: Penicillium expansum
Lineage: Eukaryota; Fungi; Ascomycota; Eurotiomycetes; Eurotiales; Aspergillaceae
Exons: 1
Coding region: 1-540 (179 amino acids)
Source: RefSeq, a predicted model, not a curated record
AUGCAUUCAGCCAGCACUGCCCUCACAUUUGUGCUAUCCCUCGCGAUCCCAAUCGCAGCCCAGACCAUACCCUACUACCAUAUGUGGGCCGACACGAACGGUGUGUCGCAUGUCUCCCAAUGCAACUUCACCGAUUUGCAACUUCAAUUGCUAUCGACGGGCGACAGUCCGCAAUACCUUGACAAAAUCGGCUCAACUUUCUCCAACGGCACUUAUUCAAACACCAACUUUACCACCGAUAUCACGUUCACCGUGCAACCUGCAGGAUGGUCCGCGGGGUGGCACAAGAAUCCCAAGGUUCAGUUCAUCGUUCCACUUAGCGGAAGCUGGACGAUUCAUAUGACAGAUGGCAGCGUGGCCACAAUGGGACCAGGGGAGGUGGCCCUCGGAGAGGAUCAAUUCGCUACUGCCAUCUCAAGUGGAGAAUAUGCUGGUGCUAUUGGACACAAUGCCACCAAUGUGGGUGAUGAGGCAGUGAAUUUGAUGAUUGUUCAGACGGACUGGAUUCCAAAAGUUGGAGAGCCAUGUUGGCUGGAAUAA